AAAAAAAAACUCAGUACUAGACUUGGAGGGAAAAAAAACUCGGUACUAGACUUGUGGUUGCUGCAUGCAAAAAACAAACGUUAAGAAAUAAUAUAACUAGUUUCAAUUGACUACGUACUGCUAAUAUCUAACAUUUUUUGACCGUUUAACUAUAUUAUAUUAAUGGUUCUUCACUCGUUAAUGUUUGGUGAGCCAUAUUCCCUAUAAAUACAUAAGCAAACCCACAUCUCCACUUAAGGGUCACCAACACAUUCGAAACAACCUCUAAUUAAAAACCUCUUUCUUGUCUUUCGUGUCUCGUCUUGUUCUGUUCAAGAACACAUACUAAUGGGAGGAAACAUGUCACACAGUCUCUUCAGCUUCUUUAAAACACGAAGAUCUCAAAGAGUGGAAGUAGACGCCUCUUGGGAUGACGUCGUUUAUACUCGCAAAGCAUUGGCUAGUGAUGAAGACAAACGUUACUGGGUGGCUGAGCCAGGUAUUGAUCGCAAAGCGUCUGCUUUUAUUGCCAAGUUUCAUGCCACUCGUGUCUCUGCGUCCCAGCGCCAAUCUCUCUCUCCUUACCAAUCCGAGAAGGCAUGAUGAUGAUGAUGAUCAAGGGCUAAUUUGAUUCUAUGAAAAUUGUUUUUAUUGAUUUGAAAUGUUCUAUGAGAGUGUAUUGAUUGUCUUAGUUGUAAUUAAUAAUCGAUCUUUCCUUACAAUUUUCUUCGUCUAGCUUCUCAUUCUUUUCCUUGUUGCUUUCAUAUCUAGCUAGUUAAAUAAUUUGACUUAAAUCAUUGGGAAUGUGUUUUGUUGUGUCGGUUAAUAGACGAAUACAAAAUAACCAGAUUCGACUU
Messenger RNA from Brassica napus (rape), 836 nucleotides. RefSeq lists its product as uncharacterized. NCBI's taxonomy places the organism in Eukaryota, Viridiplantae, Streptophyta, Magnoliopsida, Brassicales, Brassicaceae. Bases 328 to 582 code for a protein of 84 amino acids. The record is from RefSeq and is a predicted model, not a curated record. The transcript has a single exon.